Microthlaspi erraticum is the source of this 591-nucleotide messenger RNA. Lineage: Eukaryota; Viridiplantae; Streptophyta; Magnoliopsida; Brassicales; Brassicaceae. The record is from the annotation of a GenBank genome assembly.
AUGAAGACUCAUGACUUCAUGAACGUCGACACUUUCUCUCCAAGGGAAAGACCCAUUCGUCUCUUUGGCUUCGAGUUUGGAACUUCUCAUGAAGAAUCUGAGUCUAAAGAAAAUUACUACGAGGACAAUAAAAGCAUCAACGAAAGCUGCAGUAUCAAUAACGAUAACAAAGACAGGAGAUUCAAGUGCCACUAUUGUUGCCGGAACUUCCCUACUUCACAAGCCCUAGGCGGCCAUCAAAACGCUCACAAGAGAGAGCGUCAACAAACCAAACGCUUCCACCUCCACUCAAACGCAGCCGCUUUCUUCCACCGCCACCAAGACCACGUUCCUUCUUUUAAGUUCUUUGAUAAUCACUUUAGCCUUGAAGCUGCUCGGAUCAACAGCGCGAAAUUAGGGUUAUGGCGUAGGUAUAACUCAUCAGCAAGAUUUAAUCGUGACCGCUCAUCUUACAGUAGAUAUAUGCCUUUGUUCAUCGGCGAUCACCAGACCAGACCGUGGUAUGUUGGUGGUGGUAGGAGCAAGGAUGAUCUGUUUUACGAGUCCAAGACGAAUGUGCCGGACCACGUGAGUUUGGACCUACGCCUCUAG